GGAGGGGGCGGGCAGGGCCAUGGCCCCGGGGGGCCCCUAGUGCGGGCCGGCCCAGCGGGAGCCGCUCCGCAGCCGCAGCAGCCGCUCGGGCGCCCAGGCCCUGCCGCCGCAGAAGAGGUGUCAGAGCGGAGCUGCUUCCUGGGCCCUAGGCCCCUCCCACAAUGCUGGUCGCUGGUCUCCUCCUCUGGGCUUCCCUACUGACAGGGGCCUGGCCAGCCAUCCCCAACCAGGACCUCCCAGCCACGCCCCGUGUCCGGCUCUCGUUUAAAGAGCUCAAGGCCACAGGCACCGCCCACUUCUUCAACUUCCUGCUCAACACGACGGACUACCGACCACGACCGCAUGUACGUGGGCAGCAAGGACUACGUGCUGUCCCUGGACCUGCACGACAUCAACCGCGAGCCCCUCAUUAUCCACUGGGCGGCCUCCCCGCAGCGUAUCGAGGAGUGCGUGCUGUCCGGCAAAGACGGCAAGGGCGAGUGUGGGAACUUCGUCAGGCUCAUCCAGCCCUGGAACCGAACGCACCUGUACGUGUGUGGGACGGGCGCCUAUAACCCCAUGUGCACCUACGUGAACCGCGGCCGCCGCGCCCAGGCCACACCGUGGACCCAGACGCAGGUGGUCAGAGGCCGCGGCAGCAGAGCCACGGAUGGUGCCCUCCACCCGACGCCCACGGCCCCACGUCAGGAUUACAUCUUCCACCUGGAGCCUGACAGACUCGAGUCAGGGAAGGGCAAGUGCCCGUAUGACCCCAAGCUGGACACAGCCUCAGCCCUCAUCAAUGAGGAGCUGUAUGCUGGGGUGUACAUCGACUUCAUGGGCACCGACGCAGCCAUCUUCCGCACGCUGGGGAAGCAGACAGCCAUGCGCACGGACCAGUACAACUCCCGGUGGCUGAACGACCCUUCAUUCAUCCACGCCGAGCUCAUCCCUGACAGCGCGGAGCGCAAUGACGACAAGCUCUACUUCUUCUUCCGCGAGCGGUCGGCAGAGGCGCCGCAGAACCCCGCCGUGUACGCCCGCAUCGGGCGCAUCUGCCUGAACGAUGACGGCGGCCACUGCUGCCUGGUUAACAAGUGGAGCACGUUCCUGAAGGCGCGGCUGGUCUGCUCCGUGCCGGGCGAGGAUGGCAUCGAGACCCACUUCGAUGAGCUCCAGGAUGUGUUUGUCCAGCAGACCCAGGAUGUGAGGAACCCGGUCAUUUACGCCGUCUUUACUUCCUCGGGCUCCGUGUUCCGAGGCUCUGCCGUGUGCGUCUACUCCAUGGCCGACAUCCGCAUGGUCUUCAACGGGCCCUUCGCCCACAAAGAGGGCCCCAACUAUCAGUGGAUGCCCUUCUCGGGGAAGAUGCCCUACCCACGGCCUGGCACGUGCCCUGGGGGGACCUUCACACCAUCCAUGAAGUCCACCAAGGACUACCCCGACGAGGUGAUCAACUUCAUGCGCAGCCACCCGCUCAUGUACCAGGCCGUGUACCCACUUCAGCGCCGGCCCCUGGUGGUCCGCACGGGGGCCCCCUACCGCCUCACCACUGUGGCUGUGGACCAGGUGGAUGCGGCCGACGGGCGCUAUGAGGUGCCUUUCCUGGGCACAGACCGCGGGACAGUGCAGAAGGUCAUUGUGCUACCCAAGGACGACCAGGAGAUGGAGGAACUCAUGCUGGAGGAGGUGGAAGUCUUCAAGGACCCUGCACCUGUUAAAACCAUGACCAUCUCUUCAAAGAGGCAACAACUGUACGUGGCCUCGGCCGUGGGCGUCACGCACCUGAGCCUGCACCGCUGCCAGGCGUACGGCGCUGCCUGUGCCGACUGCUGCCUGGCCCGGGACCCCUACUGCGCCUGGGACGGCCAGGCCUGCUCCCGCUACACGGCGUCUUCCAAGAGGCGGAGCCGCCGGCAGGACGUCCGGCACGGGAACCCCAUCAGGCAGUGCCGAGGCUUCAACUCCAACGCCAACAAGAACGCCGUGGAGGCCGUGCAGUACGGCGUGGCGGGCAGCGCGGCCUUCCUGGAGUGCCAGCCCCGCUCGCCCCAGGCCACGGUCAAGUGGCUAUUCCAGCGGGAUCCCAGUGACCGGCGCCGCGAGAUCCGUGCCGAGGACCGCCUUCAGCGCACAGAGCAGGGCCUGCUGCUGCGCACCCUGCAGCUCGCCGACCGCGGCCUCUAC
Messenger RNA from Tupaia belangeri chinensis (Chinese tree shrew), 2166 nucleotides. RefSeq names its product semaphorin 3F (gene SEMA3F). Gene Ontology annotation, cellular component: plasma membrane. Gene Ontology annotation, molecular function: semaphorin receptor binding; chemorepellent activity. NCBI's taxonomy places the organism in Eukaryota, Metazoa, Chordata, Mammalia, Scandentia, Tupaiidae. Gene Ontology annotation, biological process: semaphorin-plexin signaling pathway; positive regulation of cell migration; axon guidance. The record is from RefSeq and is a predicted model, not a curated record.